GGGGGUGGGGCGUCCGCUACGGAAUGCGCGUACGGAGGCCCACGAGGUUCCGGUGGCUAGGCGCCGCUCGGAGCUCCCGCGGUCUGAGCGCCGUAGGUGUCCCAGCGCGUUGUAAAUCAAGAAGAGUGGAGAAUCUGAUGACAUGGCCUUAAUUACCUUGUGGAGGAACCUUUGCCAUUUGUCUGAUUUUCGGAUCCACGGAGCUCUGGCCGCUCUGAAAAACCAUCCUAUAAUUCAUGUUCACAAGGUAGCCGAGGAGCGUCUGUGUCCGUGGUUCUGUUCACCGCAGGCUGAGCCUCUCGGGGUCAGGUUCCAUCACGGCUGUUGUAAAAACUUCCACUCAGAAAACGGAAAUGACCUUCAUCCGGCUGGUGAGCCCGUGUUCUCUGAAGCACAUGACUGGGAUAGGCCUGAACAAAGUCUUACAAGUGUGGAUGAGCCGACGUUUUACAGGAGACUAAACAGCUUCACGUCCUCAGAAGAAGUGUUGAGUUUUAUAAGCUGCAAACUGCAGACUUUGCCUGAUACUCUAGCAGCAGGCGCCUUACAGCGGAUUUGUGAAGUGGGGAGAAAAGAUGGUGAUGAAAAGCUGCCAAAAGAAAUACUAAAGAACCGUGUCUUUCAGGCGCUGUGCAUUCAGUGUGAACAGGAACCCUCAGGUCUGCCGGACACGGUUUUGGUGACCACUUUGCAAGCUCUGACUCUGUUGCAUGUGGAUCCCCACAGUAGCUUGGUUCUGAGCCUGGUGGCAGAAUGCCAGCGUCGCCUCAAAGGGGGUGGCCUGGAAGUCCACAGUCUUUGUAUUCUUGGGGAAAGUCUGAUCAAACUGCAGGGGCCGGGCUGUGCGACACUAGAACUGGUGAUAGGUCAGCUGAAAAGGGAAAAGUUGGAAGAAUUUACCCCUGAGGAUAUCGUGGCUCUUUAUAGAAUCCUGCAGGCUUGUACUGAAAAAGUGGGCCAACACCAAGCAUUUCUUAAUAAGCUAAACAACUUUUCUCUGUCCGUAGUUUACAGCUUGACUCCAACAUCAAUGAGCCAAAUCCUCAGUGCCCUGGUGGGUCUUGAUCAAACCCAGGCACUUCCUCUGGUUAUAAAAUUGGGAAAAUAUGUUGUAAGGCAUAUCCCUCGUUUUACUAAUGAAGAGCUCAGAAAAGUCUUAGAGGCUUUCAUAUACUUUGGGCACAACGACAGAUUUUUUACAAAAGCCCUCGAGCAGCAUGUAGCCUCAGUGUGUCUCAUUUUGGAUCCUGAGGUUGUCAGCAAGGUCACGGAGUACUGCGGUAGGAAGCGGAUUCUUUCAAAACCCAUCCUCGAUGCAGUGGCAGAAACCUUUGUUUGCCAAUCAGAAAAAUUUUCACCUCAUCAGAUCUCUGAGUUAAUCGAACCAUUUGGAAAACUCAAUUACUUGCCCCCGAAUGCCUCUGCUUUCUUUAGACAGCUAGAAAACACGUUGCUCACUCAUUUCAAUUAUUUUCCACCCAAAACACUACUGAAAAUUCUCCAUUCAUGUUCACUAAUUGAAUGCCAUCCGGUCAACUUCAUGGCAAAAAUAUUCAGCCCUUAUUUUCUUCAAAAGCUGCAAGGUGAAGAAUCCUGUUUGGACAGACUGAGCCUCGCACAGCUGACCCAACUGUUCUUAACCUCGGUCCUAGAAUGCCCUUUCUAUAAGGGUCAGCAACUUUUUCCUAAAUACCGAGUGAGAUCAUUUCUUACUCCAUGUUCUUCCCUGGAGACGCCUAUGGAUUUCCAGCUUUACAAAUUUGUGAAGAUUGGACUGGUUGACCUUUUGGGAGCAAGAUUGUAUUUUGCUCCGAAAGUGUUAACGCCGUAUUGUUACACAAUAGACUUCAGCCCGGCUGGUCCAUCGCAGUGUGGAAGAAUUCAGAACAGAAGGAGGAGGAGGACAGGCAUGUAGUGUUUGUGAGGGUAUCACACGGAGAAUGUUUCCUUUCUUCUCUCACCAGAUGUUGAAAUUAAAUUAGACGAAGAAGGAUUAGUACUGCCAUUUACAGUCAAUGAAGAUGUGCAUAAGAGGUAAAGAAAACUGGUGUGGUUUGAUGUGGCGAGACUCGGCAGGCUUGGUAACCGAUGCUGUUUUCCCAGGGAGAGUAGACGAGGUUCUAGAAGUGAAGACACUGGCAUGCAGCAUCCCGAUUGUGGAAAUUCCGUGUAACAUAGACAUUCACGUUAAUAAACUUGAGUGCCGUUGCAACACAGGAAACGAUAGCACACCCGUGAGUUACUGAAAAUAAUGCCGACAUAGAGGAAUAACUGAAUCCCAAGCGAAUCUUUGCCACUAAGAAUAUAUAAGUAUUUUGGAUUGUCUUAAAAAUUAAAUUUCUCCCUCUUAUCAGAUAAAGAGCUAGUAUCCAAAACCUGUAAAGAACUUCUCAAACUGAAUACCCAAAAAGCAAAUAAUCCAGUCAGGAAGUGGGCAGAAGACAUG
Lutra lutra (Eurasian river otter) is the source of this 2446-nucleotide messenger RNA. RefSeq names its product FAST kinase domains 3 (gene FASTKD3). Gene Ontology annotation, biological process: regulation of mitochondrial mRNA stability; mitochondrial RNA processing. NCBI's taxonomy places the organism in Eukaryota, Metazoa, Chordata, Mammalia, Carnivora, Mustelidae. The record is from RefSeq and is a predicted model, not a curated record. Gene Ontology annotation, cellular component: ribonucleoprotein granule; mitochondrial matrix. Gene Ontology annotation, molecular function: RNA binding. The transcript is spliced from 5 exons. Bases 143 to 1915 code for a protein of 590 amino acids.